Lutra lutra (Eurasian river otter) is the source of this 3092-nucleotide messenger RNA. RefSeq names its product coagulation factor VII (gene F7). Gene Ontology annotation, biological process: blood coagulation; proteolysis. The transcript is spliced from 9 exons. NCBI's taxonomy places the organism in Eukaryota, Metazoa, Chordata, Mammalia, Carnivora, Mustelidae. The record is from RefSeq and is a predicted model, not a curated record. Gene Ontology annotation, molecular function: serine-type endopeptidase activity; calcium ion binding. The coding region runs from base 1574 to 3040 and encodes 488 amino acids. Gene Ontology annotation, cellular component: extracellular region.
AACAGCCCCAGUCCCCGAGCUGCUCAAGGCACAGGGACACCGGAGUGAGAGAGCUCCCUGUGUUUGUAUCCGCCCAGCAGGCCGGAGCGCAGCCUCUCUCACAAGCAGAACCGUCACGGCUGUAACUGGCUAGAUGGGUGACCCCAAGCAAGCCCCGACCCAAGGACGGAUGGCAUCUCUGUAAGGAGAGGGGGCAGACGCACAACUGGGAGGCCCUGUGCCGACUGAGGCCGGGGCUGGAGUGCAAUGUCUGCUGGCUCCCCAGAGCCCCCGGCUGGAAGGGGCAGGUCCCCCGCUGAGCCUGCAGAGAACCAGGCCCGGCCGCAGACCCCUUGCUCCAGGACCUGUGGCCUCCAGAGCUGGCAGAGGAUAGAUUCUCAGUGUGGGAGUCCCAGUGGCCCCCAGCCAGAACCCCAGGAGUCCGGGAAGGCCCUAGCUCAGUCUAUGCCAGGCAGCUCCUGGGGCCAAGGGAGCGUGCCUGGGGCACUCCACCCACCUUGGCCUGCGGCCUCUGAGGCCCGAGUCACAGCUGCUGUUCAUGGACCAGCCCAGGACCCACAGCCCCUCCACCUCCCAGAGGACACAGCAGCCCAAUUUGGUAACGCAGACUUAGGAAUGAACCAGUUCUCGUGCAGGGUAGAAAUGGAGCCCAGAGACCCAGGAGUCUCAUUUGAGAGUGGCUGCUGCAUCUGGGGCGCCCAGGGGACCCCGCCCCCAAGAAGGCCCCGCUCCGGUGCCUGCCGAAAGGGCCAGCUCCCUCCCCCACCAAGAACAAAUUCCCAAGCAACUGCUGAAAGUAACAACCAGAAACUGCAGAAGUGAGCCACCUGUCCUCCCCUGGCGACCAGUGCUUCCCCUCAGGGGUUCGAGCUGGGGCCCUGUGGUAAAGAGCAGGGCCGUGGGGCUCCCACCCAGAGAUGAGCCCAGCUGGCGCCUGGCCUCUGCCAUUUUGCCGAGGACGGAGCCCACACCGCUGGAGGCUGGAUGCCCGUGUCAGUCUUGCAGUAACCGACAGUGCCGGGGGCCCAGGACAGUCCCAGUCGGCAAGGGAAGCCUGACAUCCGGAGAAAAGCCGUGCCUUCUGCCAACCUUGGAUGGAGGGUCACUCGGCGGGUGGCCUGGGCCCAGGAUGGCGGGAGCCCCCCCGCCCCGUUCCAUAAGGCUCUGUGGCUCACCCAGGAAGCGAGGCCCCCUGGCUGAGAGGCCCUGCCUCGGUGGCCGCGGCAGCCCUCCUGGGAACACUGACAUCCACACCCCAGAUCUUCUCUCCUCUCCCCGGAGUUACUCCCGCGGCGCGGCUUUCCACGUGCUGAGUCCGGCUGCCGUGCUAAGUCCCAGGGGCCUCGGGGCUCCCAAGGACAUUUAGGUGCACGUGGUCGACACCGCUGUCUCCGCGCGGGAGCCCCCUCCUUGCAGACACGGCUGUGCCGGAGGGAUCUGGAGCCGCCCCGCCCCUGCGCUUGGGAGGCCGGUCCUCCCUCCCCCACCCCUCUGCAGAGCUCAGAGGCCAGGACUUUGCCCGCCCCCCCACACCUGGAAUGUCCGCAGACCGAGUGACCCCACAGGUCUCAGCAUGGCUUCCCAGGCGGGCGAGCUGGCCCUCCUCUGCCUUCUCCUGGGCCUGCAGGGCUCCCUGGCCACAGUGUUCCUCACUCAGAGGGAGGCCCACGGCGUCCUGCACAGGCCGAGGCGCGCCAACGCGUUCCUGGAGGAGCUGUGGCCCGGCGCGCUGGAGAGGGAGUGCCUCGAGGAGCGCUGCUCGCUGGAGGAGGCCCGGGAGAUCUUCCAGGACCCGCGGCGCGCCGAGCAGUUCUGGAUUUCUUACACCGACGGGGACCAGUGCGCCUCGAACCCGUGCCAGAACGGAGGCUCCUGCGAAGACCAGCUCCAGUCCUACAUCUGCUUCUGCCCUGACAGCUUCCAGGGCCGCAACUGUGAGACAAACAAGAAGGACCUGCUGGUCUGCGUGAACGAGAACGGGGGCUGUGAGCAGUAUUGCAGUGACCGUGCCGAGGGCGGGCGCUCCUGCCGCUGCCACGAGGGGUUCACGCUGCAAGACGACGGGGUGUCCUGCGCGCCCACAGUGGAAUACCCGUGUGGGAAGAUCCCUGUUCUGGAGAAGAGAAACGGCAGCAACCCCCAAGGCCGGAUUGUGGGUGGCAGGGUGUGCCCCAAAGGGGAGUGUCCUUGGCAGCACACAGCGACCUGCCUCGCCCACAGCCGGGCCUCCCCCUGGCCCUCCAGCUCGUCCCCAUCCACGGGCCGGCCAGCCAGAGACUCCGGCUCCUCCCAUCGCCGUGGAAAAGCCAGCACAGGGGAGGCUAUCCUGACAGUGGACGGGGCGCUGCUGUGCGGGGGGACCCUACUCGACGCUGCCUGGGUGGUCUCCGCCGCGCACUGCUUCGAAACCCGGAAGAACUGGAGAAACCUGACGGUGGUCUUGGGGGAGCACGACCUCUGCAAGCAGGAGGGCGAGGAGCAGGAGCGGCGUGUGGCCCGGGUCUUCAUCCCCGACAAGUACGUCCCCGGCAAGACGAACCACGACAUUGCUCUGCUGCAGCUGAACAGGCCCGUGACCUUCACAGACCACGUGGUGCCCCUGUGUCUGCCCGAGAAGACCUUCUCCGAGAGGACGCUGGCCUCCAUCCGCUUCUCGACCGUCAGUGGCUGGGGCCAGCUGCUGCACAGGGGCGCCACGGCCGUCCAGCUCAUGGCCAUCGACGUGCCCCGCGUGAUGACCCAGGACUGCCAGGAGCAGUCACGCCAGUGGGAGGGCUCGCCCGCCGUCACCGAGAACAUGUUCUGUGCCGGCUACCUGGACGGGAGCAAGGACGCCUGCCAGGGGGACAGUGGGGGCCCGCACGCCACCAAGUUCCAGGGCACCUGGUACCUGACGGGCAUUGUCAGCUGGGGGGAGGGCUGUGCGGCCGAAGGCCACUUCGGGGUGUACACCAGGGUCUCCCGGUACAUCGAGUGGUUGCGCAGGCUCAUGAACACCAACACAACCCUGCAAGGCCUUCUCCGGGCCCCGCUGCCCUAGCCCUGGCCCAGCGCCCCCCGGGAAUAAAGCUGUUGCCUGCCUCUCCCUCGAA